Telopea speciosissima is the source of this 1557-nucleotide messenger RNA. RefSeq names its product ELMO domain-containing protein A-like. The transcript is spliced from 10 exons. Bases 245 to 1201 code for a protein of 318 amino acids. The record is from RefSeq and is a predicted model, not a curated record. NCBI's taxonomy places the organism in Eukaryota, Viridiplantae, Streptophyta, Magnoliopsida, Proteales, Proteaceae.
UACUUAAAUCAAUUACUCCAUUUGCUUCCUUACAAAUGAAGAUUCUCUGUUGCAUGCCGUGUCUCUGAAGUCUUGUGGUUUUCCUAUUAAUGCGAAAAUUGGAGGACCUGGUGGCGUAGAAACUGGUUUUAGUUUCUGAGUAUCGGAAUUCCGAGCAGGAGGUCCUGUUCUUGUCGUUGCGAACAAUUCUGUUUUUUUUUUCUGGUCUUCGGAACUAUUAGUGAAGACUCGACAAGCUUAUCUCAUGACAUCAGGAAAUUUGAGGAGAAGGGUCCAUCAUGGAGAUAUUGAUGGGAAAAGGUAUGAACAUUUGGAAACUUCAGGAUUGGAAAGCCUGAGUGAGCCUUUACUAGGGAAGUCCAGCUAUGAUAGUACGUGCUCAGAGGUAGACACUCAAGAAGAUCUUUGGGAAGAUGAAAGGAAAAAGGAACGCCUCCACUGGACAUUUCUUUUCUCCCAGUUGAUUGCUCAAUGGGCACAAUGGUUGGCAAAUAUUGUCUUUGGAUCUGGGUCGCUUCUUGGAAGGCUUCUAACUCUCCCUUUCAGCUCUCAUAAAGGACACGAUUGGAGGAACAUUACAGUUAGUCCUUUACAAGAGGAAAGACUCAAAAGUCUACAGCAAAGAUUGGAAGUCCCCUUUGAUGGCUCUCGUUUGGAACAUCAAGAUGCACUUAAACAAUUAUGGAGGUUAGCUUAUCCUGAUAGAGAACUACCAUCUCUUAAAUCAGAGCUCUGGAAGGAGAUGGGUUGGCAAGGUCCAGAUCCUUCAACAGAUUUUAGGGGAGGUGGAUAUAUUUCAUUGGAAAAUCUUAUCUUCUUUGCAAAGAAAUAUCCGGAAUCAUUCCAAAUGCUGUUACACAAACAAGAAGGACAGAGAGCUGAGUGGGAGUAUCCCUUUGCCGUGGCAGGAAUCAAUAUAUCUUUUAUGCUGAUACAAAUGUUGGAUCUGCAAUCAGGCAAGCCAACAUCAAUGGCAGGAAUCCAGUUCUUAGAACUGUUGAGAGAAGAUGAAAUGGCUUUUGAUAAUCUUUUCUGUGUUGCAUUUCAAAUGAUGGAUGCCCAAUGGCUUGCAAAGCGUGCUACUUACAUGGAAUUCAAUGAGGUUCUGAAGGCAACAAGAACGCAGUUGGAGCGUGAGCUUGCUCUCGAAGAUGUCGCCAGUGUAAAGGACUUACCUGCAUACAACUUAUUGAAAUGGUAGCCAGCCACUUUUGCCUGUUUUGUGAAGGUAUAAAGCAUUUUAUCCCUCUGUAAGCUAUGAAGAUUUUUCAUUCAGCUUGAUGACAUCACAUGAAAAUUUUUGUUCAUGUGAAAAGUUCUGAUUUCAAUUAAUAUAACCCCUUUUUAAUCUGUAAAUCACUACAUUAUAAAAGCAAAUUUGCCUAUUGAGUCUCAUCACCAACAUUCUUAGUGGGCCAAGUUGACCUUUAUAACACAGAGAGAUGACCAUAGCAUGUACUUGCAUUUCCUUUUGUCUUUCAAACAGCAAGAUUUCCACUUGUACCUGUCCUUGCUAGUCAGGCAAGUGUAAUUUGUGACUCUUUCUGCUGUUGUUUA